CUGUUUUGUAUAGAGAAAUUGAGGCGAAAAUACCAGGAAGCCUAACAAAUGAGAUGAAAAAUCAAAAUAAAAAAAUAGUUCAAACAAAUUCUUACUACAAAAAGGCUGCAAAUGAGGAGCUUUCUUCAGUUUUAUUACGGUUAUUUACAAUUUGGUUCUUAAGGCUAAACUAAAUCUAUCUCCUCCCUCGUUUUAGUUUGGAGAAACCUCACUUCUUAAUUUCUAGGGUUUCCUUUGUUUUGCUAUCUCAUUUCAUCUGCUUGUUGCUUUAGGUGGGGAUCGCCGGAUCGGAAUCAAUGAGAGAUCAGUUGAAUUCGGAUCUUUUCGACCCGAGAACUGAGAUGGUUUCGGAGUUUUCGCGUGCGGCCUCUAGCUCCGAUGGCGACUUCGGUUUCGCUUUCAACGAUAGUAAUUUCUCCGACCGGCUUCUUCGGAUUGAGAUUAUGGGUGGAGCCCCUCAGUGCCGCUCCGAUGGAGAGGAUUGCACCAGCAUCGCCAAUUGGGCUCGCGACCGUAAAAGGCGUCGAGAGGAUAUCAAGAAGGAAACCGUUUUGGAUCUUAGUUUAUGUCCUGAGGAGCAGAUUUUAAAUGACAACCAACCUGAUAUGGAUGAUGGUGGCUGUGAGAAUCAAGAUGAGGAGCCAAUGGCAAUGGUUGAAGAAACGCAAUCAGGUGGUGAGGAUGCUAAUAGCAAUGAAUCAAACUGGAGCAUGGAUUGUUCUACAGUUCUGAGGGUUAAAACCUUGCAUAUCAGUUCUCCCAUUUUAGCAGCAAAAAGUCCAUUCUUUUACAAGCUUUUCUCAAAUGGGAUGAGGGAGUCGGAGCAGCGGCACGUAACCUUAAGAAUCAAUGCCUCUGAGGAAGCUGCUCUCAUGGAGCUUUUAAAUUUUAUGUAUAGCACCAACCUAUCCGUCACCACAGCUCCCGAAUUGCUUGAUGUGCUGAUGGCUGCUGACAAAUUUGAGGUUGCCUCUUGUAUGAGAUACUGCAGCAGGCUAUUGCGCAAUAUACCUAUGACACCAGAGUCAUCUCUGCUUUACUUGGAUCUUCCAUCGAGUGUAUUAAUGGCUGAUGCUGUCCAACCAUUGACAGAUGCUGCAAAGCAGUAUCUCGCUGCCCGAUACAAAGACAUUACCAAGUUCCAAGAAGAGGUAAUGGCUUUGCCACUAGCUGGGAUUGAGGCAAUACUGUCCAGUGAUGAUCUGCAAAUAGCGUCUGAAGAUGCGGUGUAUGACUUUGUGUUGAAGUGGGCUAGGGCUCAGUAUCCAAAAUUGGAAGAUCGUAGGGAAGUGCUCGGUUCUCGCCUUGCACGCUUCAUUCGCUUCCCUUAUAUGACAUGCCGGAAACUUAAGAAGGUGUUAACAAGUAAUGAUUUUGAUCAUGAGGUUUCAUCAAAGCUUGUGCUCGAGGCCCUCUUUUUCAAGGCCGAAGCCCCACACAAAAAACGAAGCUUGGUCGCAGAGGAGUCUGCCAGCUUGAACCGUCGCUUUAUCGAGCGAGCUUACAAGUAUCGACCUGUUAAGGUGGUGGAAUUUGAACUCCCCCGUCAGCAAUGCGUCGUAUACCUGGACUUAAAAAGAGAAGAGUGUGCAAAUUUAUUCCCAUCUGGACGGGUUUAUUCUCAGGCUUUCCACCUGGGUGGACAAGGUUUCUUCCUGUCAGCCCAUUGCAACAUGGACCAGCAGAGCUCUUUCCAUUGCUUCGGGUUGUUUUUAGGGAUGCAGGAAAAGGGUUCAGUUAGUUUCGCAGUGGACUAUGAAUUUGCAGCGAGGACAAAGCCAACAGAGGAGUUUGUUAGCAAAUACAAAGGCAACUACACAUUCACCGGCGGCAAGGCAGUUGGGUAUAGGAAUUUAUUUGCUAUACCUUGGACUUCUUUCAUGGCUGAAGACAGUCUUUACUUCAUAAAUGGUAUUCUCCAUCUUAGGGCUGAGUUAACCAUCAGGCACUAACCAACUCCUGCUUGUUCGAUCGAGUUCUGCCCACUAACCCUUUGUUGUUUUUGUUUCUCCGCUCAGAUCGUGAGAAAAAGAUAGAAUGUAAAAGUAAAUGGAUAGACUUUCCUCCCAUGUUGACGAGUUUGUAUGGAUUUGGAAGUGGAUUAACAAUCUACGUCAAUUUAGUUUUCUA
This is a messenger RNA of Hibiscus syriacus, 2130 nucleotides long. RefSeq names its product BTB/POZ domain-containing protein POB1-like. Lineage: Eukaryota; Viridiplantae; Streptophyta; Magnoliopsida; Malvales; Malvaceae. The record is from RefSeq and is a predicted model, not a curated record. Gene Ontology annotation, molecular function: protein binding. Bases 297 to 1952 code for a protein of 551 amino acids. Gene Ontology annotation, cellular component: nucleus. Gene Ontology annotation, biological process: response to red light. The transcript has 8 exons.